UAGGGCUUAAGACAUCCAUCCAUAUAAGUUCUUCUCCGUUGCCAAAAUGCUCGCCGGCGGCGGCGAUCUGCCCCAGAAGUUCCUCCAAAUCAAGCUGGACGACAAGUUCUUCUCCCGGCUUCUGUCCAAGGAGAGCUCCGCCUCCACGGCGGAAGCCUCCUUCCGAGUCCUCUACUACGGCGGCGCUGGCGGCGCAGUGCCCUUCGUCUGGGAGUCACAGCCCGGCACCCCUAAACACCCAUUUUCGGGUCACUCUCUCCUUCCUCUCACCCCUCCACCCUCCUUCCAAUCCAGUCCCAAACCCAAUAAGUCCAUGCGAAAGAGCUCGAUACCCAGGUUUCCGUUCAGGAUCUUCCGGCGAGUCACCUCCAGGGAAAGUCUGGUUUCGCCGGAGUUUUCGUCGUCUUCCUCUCGCUCAUCCAGCUCGUACGCUUCGUCUUCUACUGGGAUGAUCAUCAACCCAUUUCGUCGCUGGCGGUUACUGGUGUCGCGUUCGAGAUCAUCGGUAGUCCACCUUGGAGGUGAUGACGGCGGCGAGCGGGCUACUGACAUGGGUUCUCCGAGCUCACCUUCGUGCUUUGGAUUUCGACAUGUCCAGUGAUCUUCGCAGCAGCCGGUCCAAAUCCAAAGUGAAUCAGAAAUAUUCGCUGUAAAUUUAAUGGCGAUCGAGGAAGCUUUGUUUCUUAAACAUCUUUUAGCAUCUUCCUUCGUUCUGUGGACUCUGGUGAAGAUAAUGGCACUUUGAAUGCAAUCCAUGGUUUCCAUUUCUUAGAUC
Messenger RNA from Diospyros lotus (date-plum), 775 nucleotides. RefSeq lists its product as uncharacterized. The transcript has a single exon. Bases 47 to 601 code for a protein of 184 amino acids. Lineage: Eukaryota; Viridiplantae; Streptophyta; Magnoliopsida; Ericales; Ebenaceae. The record is from RefSeq and is a predicted model, not a curated record.